GGGGUCAGGAAGAGGGGAAAAACACUCACCCAAAAGCAGCCAUGAAGACGCAGUCGUCUCGAAGGAUGUUGGCAACUUUUUCAUAGGAGUGGUAGUUGUCCGAGUCCUUUUUCUCAAAGUAACCUACGAUGUUCCUUUUGCUUCUCUGUGGAAUGACACCCAAGUAUUGCUUUACGGCGUCGCGUUCUCAGGCGGCAAUGCAGUCGUCCCUCGCAAUAUUGCGGUUUUAGACUCCGGUAAUGUGUGAAAGAAUAACAGGAGUGUAAAGGUGACUGUAGGUGUGUUAUUUCAUGCCAACAUGGCUCUAAUGAUGUUAAAAAACUUAUUUACAAAGGUUUUUAUGCUCUAACAAUGAAAAUAUCCUAAUUAUUAACAUUAGCCACGUAUACAUGGACCCAAAUAUUCCAAUUGCAUUUGGUUUAUUUGUUCAAACGGAAAUUGAACCUUUGUAUACACCUCCGAAUGAACAUAUAAUAGGAUUCCCAGGGGUGGAAUAUUCCUUUCCCCGAUCCGAUUGAGGUAUCUUGUACCCGCUUAAAAGGAAAGUUGUCAGGGUGCGUUCUUCUUUGUCGUGUUUUUCUUCUUCUGUUGUUGUUUAUUAGCGGUUGGCAAGCAGCUUUGGUGUGCAUUAGCGCCAUCUGUGGAACAGAAUCUAAACCCUUCUAUACGCCAUUCACAAGUCCGGUUUUAUUAAAAAAGAAAAUAUAUAUCUCAUCAUAAAAUAUUAGCAAGAUUGAAUUUGAUCUUUUCCUGUUUAAAUUUAUCCCGGGUGUGUUCUUUCAGGGCAUGCCCAGAUAUGACGUCACACGCAGAUCGAGACGUUCUUCGGUUUUAAAAAUGGAGGCGAGCGAUCGGCACUGGACUGCUAAGGAAAGUUUGUUUUGGAUCCAAACUAAAAUUUCAAGACCGAGGAACUCCAGGAAGCCGGUAUCACGUGAUGUUGAUGUUUACGUUUUACUGGGCAUGCCCCAUUGACUAUUCUGUUUGAUUAUAGCGGCGCAUGUAGACAAGCGAUUGGAAUAUUCCUUUCCUUGGAUACCAUUGUUUCGGAAAACAUCAUUCGGAAAGAGAAAAACUCAUGUAAACGUGGCUAUUGAAUCCUAUAUAGUGGAAAUUCAUUUAUCGGGGUCGGGUCUGGAACCAAUUAACUAACAGUUAUAAGCGAGGGACGACAGAAUGUCAACAUAUAUUCCUUAGAGUAGUCAGUGUGCAGCUUGGAAAGCAGCAUUGAUUUAGUGUCAACACACAGGUAUUACUGUCCGAAAUGUGACUAUUCAGUGGGAGCACCAGUGGUAUCUAGCACUGCCCCCAGGGGGGGGCCUUUGCCCUGUCACUGCACGUCAAAAUUCCUGUUACCCGCUCAAAGAACCGCAUCUCCCCACAAUGGCAGCAGCACUCGUGUGCUGGACAGUUGCCUUGCUACUCAUAGCGGAUGUCUGAUCAAGCUGCACACAGACUACUCUACAAUGUGUAAACGUGUGUCGUCGCCGCCGCUCACAUCCACAGCUUUCAGCUCCUCCAGCGAGUGAAUCUCUUUCACAGGGUCCACCUGCUGCUGGCGUAUGAAGUCUGCGAUGGCCGCCACCGACCUCUGACCCCUGUACUCCCGCUUCAUCAUCAUCCCGUUGCGGAACAGCUUGAGCGUGGGGUACUUGGUGAUGCGGUAGCGCUGGGCGAUGACCGCUGCGCGGAAGCAGAAGGAGAAGUUGAGGAGGAAGACAUCGAUUGAUGAAGAGGUGUAAAAGUGUAAAACGGAGGAGCGGCGGCGGCGGACGGAGUCGAAACCACAAGGCUGAAGACACAACCUUCAGAGAGUUCUGGGCUCUGAUCUCCCACAUGAAAGCCGCCCCCCCUUCCCACCCACCACCAGGGGGGUGGCGAGACAAAACAAAGGAAAAGGGGCGGAGCCGUCAAUACUCACAAUGUUGAUCACAGUCCACGCGUGCAAACACCACUUGCUUGGUGUCGGGAAACUCCUCCCGCGCGAUGUUCGACGCCUCCUCAAAAAUGGGAUGGAGCAUCUGACUAAAUCUGCACCUGAAGGGACGUCGUCAAUGUUGCCCGAGUCCAGACUGGUGAUUUCUGUUUGUCCCGGAGUGGAAAGGCCCAUCACCUGCAAAACACAAACAUUACAAUCAGCGAUGGAGUCAAACACAUCUGCAGUCCCGGAGGAAAACAUUCUCAAGCAGGACAAGAGGGAUCAGGGCAGGUAGGGGACAUGGACUCGCACCCGUCAAGAAUGCGCUGAAGCGAAAGCGAAACAACCAUGGCCUCGGCGCCGUCCAGCCCGGGCGGCACCUCUCCGGGCUCGCAGGUCCACGCCGCAGCCGUCAACGGCGAUAAGAACGCACUUCUCAAACUCAUCACAGCCGAGCCGGCCGCGAGGGACCGCGAGGACCAGUUUGGGCGGACCCCCCUCAUGUAUUGCGUGCUGGCGGAUCGCCUGGACUGCGCGGAGAUUCUGCUGAAGGCCGGCGCCUCGGUCAACAAGACGGACCACAGCCAGCGCACGGCUCUGCACCUCGCUGCUCAGAAGGGAAACGUCCGUUUCCUCAAGCUGCUGCUGUCCCGACACGCCAACUGGCUGCAGAAGGACUUGGAAGAGAUGACCCCGCUCCACCUCGCCACGCGACACCCUUCGCCCAAGGCGCUCGCGCUGCUGCUCAAACACAUCGGACCCGGGGAGGUCGACACGCAGGACAAGAACAAGCAAACCGCCCUGCAUUGGUCGGCGUUUUACAACAGACCGGAGCACGUCCGCCUCCUCAUCAAGCAUGACUCCAACAUCGGGAUCCCCGACAGCGAGGGCAAGAUCCCCCUGCACUGGGCCGCGCACAGUCAGGAGGCCAGCGCCACGCAGACCGUCCGCUGCAUACUGGAGGCAGCCCCAACCGAGUCGCUGCUGAACUGGCAGGACUACGAGGGUCGGACACCCCUGCACUUUGCCGUCGCGGACGGCAACCAGGCGGUGGUGGAGGUGCUGACGUCCUACCAGGGUUGCAACGUGACGGCCUACGACAACCUCUUCAGAACGCCGCUGCACUGGGCCGCCCUGCUGGGUCAGCAAACGCACGACCAUGUUCAUCGUUGUCACUGUGGCUCGCCUGUUUAUCUUUCGUCACGCGGCACAUCGCAAAACCGAACCAAACGCCAUGCUAAAAUUGUCCACCUGCUUCUGGAGAGGAACACGUCAGGCACCAUUCCCUCAGACAGCCAAGGAGCGACACCCUUGCACUAUGGAGCGCAGAGCAACAAUGCUGAGACGGUAGGCGUGUUUCUAUCCCACCCGUCAGUGAAGGACGAGCCAGAUCUGGAGGGCAGGACGGCCUUCAUGUGGGCCGCCGGGAAGGGCAGCGACGACGUCAUUCGCACCAUGCUGGCCCUCACGCCGCACAUUGACAUCAACAUGGCCGACAAGUACGGCGGCACAGCGCUCCACGCAGCCUCCCUUUCAGGCCACGUGAGCACCGUGAAGCUGCUGCUGGAGAAAGGAGCCAUGGUGGACUCUCUGGACGUGAUGAAACACACGCCGCUGUUUCGCGCCUGCGAGAUGGGACACCGGGACGUCAUCCUCACGCUCAUCAAAGGCUCCGCACGCGUGGACCUGGUGGACGUGGACGGUCACACUGCUCUGCACUGGGCCGCUCUGGGAGGGAAUGCCGAAGUCUGCCAGAUUCUGAUGGAGAACGGGAUCAGUCCCAAUGUGCAGGACCAAGCGGGGCGGACUCCUCUGCAGUGCGCGGCUUAUGGCGGCUACAUCACCUGCAUGGCUGUUCUCAUGGAGAACGACGCAGAUCCAAACAUCCAAGACAAGGAGGGCCGGACGGCUCUCCACUGGUCCUGCAACAACGGCUACCUGGACGCCGUGAAGCUGCUGCUGGGCUACAAGGCCUUCCCCAACCAGAUGGAGCACACAGAGGAGAGGUACACCCCGCUGGACUACGCUCUACUGGGGGGCCACAGCGAGGUGACUCAGUUCAUGUUGGAGCACGGCGCCCUGUCCAUCGCCGCCAUCCAGGACAUCGCCGCCUCCUCCAUCCAGGCCGUGUACAAGGGCUACACCGUCCGCAAGGCCUUCCGGGAGAGGAAGCAGCUCCUCAUGAGGCACGAGCAGCUACGCAAAGACGCAGCCAAAAAGCGAGAAGAGGAACUGCGGAGGAGAGAAGCCGUUCUGCAAAUCUCUAUGGCCACGGCGGAGAAACGAAAAUUGCCUUCGGUCAUGGCCGAGCAGGGGAAGCUGUCCUUCGAGAACCUGAUGGCAGAUUUAUCCGUGAACGACUCACCGGUGGAGACAAAGAAAGUGGCUAAACAUGAACGGAAGAGCAGAGAGGAGAGACACAAAGGCCACAGAAGCAGAUCCACAAGGAGGAAAGCAGCCGAUCCAGCCGACUCUGUGAGCCCUCCAAGUCACGUGAGCUGCGAUACGACAACGCCAGGUGGACCUGUCGCCAACAGACCGGAGGACACGGGCAUCAGCGGCAGCCGAGCGGCGUGCAGACCCUCCUCCAUGGCCAAAGUCAGGGAACUCCGACCUUCCUCCAGCACCGCCUCCAGGGAGAGCAUCGCUCCAAGGAAGAGUGAUCCAGUGAAGCACCGGCACCACAAGCACGCUCUAGAAAAGACCAAAGAUCUCACUUCACCUUUGAACAGGAGAAGCCCUUCAGGAAAAGCACACGACGCCACGCACGCGGCCAGGGGACACGACAGGGAGCGGCGCCGGAGGAGGCACGAGGCGGCGAGGGUCAUCCAGCGAGCGUGGCGAAGGUUCCUCGCACGCAGGCACAGAGAGCGGGGCCGGGCCCGCAGGGGGGCGGAGUUAAGCGACCUGAGCCACGCCCUCGCCAGGAAGAGGAAGACGGAGCUGAGAGCUUCGUCUGCUAAACCUGCGGCCAGUAAGACCUCGGUGCUACAAAACAUUUAUGGAAACUCCAUGGCCGUACGGGGGCCUUCACUUCGAGGGUCCCAGCUGCACUUGGACCUCCCGCUGCGUACUCAAAGCCAACGUAAGUCCAUUCGCAUGCACUCACUCGGCGCGGGCGCUUUUCAAGGAGGACUAAACAUAUGUGUGGCUUAUCCAGUGAGCGGCUUGGACCGCGUGCACCUGACCGAAGCCGUGAAUCACGCCAGGCGCUUCUCGUACAACCUGAGGCCGCAUAGCGCCGGGCAGGGGGGCCGGGGCCAACCAGGACACAAAAUCGACACGUAGUGCCGAGAGACGGAUGUGUUUGAAUGUUUUCUCAGCUGGCCGCAAGCAAAGCUUUUUUGUUGGGACGGAGCGCAACGCUUUCUAAAACGAAGCCGCGUGACAUCAGAGGCGUGACCUCACAGGGCGGGGGGGUUAAGUCUGCAGAAAGGACGCGUGUAAAAAAGAUAACCUUUUUAUCCAUUGUGAGACACGCACGUACACAACUCCGCCCACACCCCUCCCCGCUCUCUUGGUCGGCGCUGCGGCUCACACACACCGAGAUAACCUUUACUCCUGUUGUGGCGAAUGAGGCGCUCCAUCAACAGCCGCUCAUACGGAUAGCCCACCUGCACGCACACACGCACGAAUGCUAACGCACGAAUCAUAAUGCAUUCCUUCUCAUGUUUCUUGUUAGAACACACUAAGUAUUACAGUAAACCUCGGAUAUAUCGGACUCGGAUGUAUCGGAAAUUCGCUCACAACGGACAGAUAAAAAAGAACCGAUUUUUCUGUAAUGCAUUUCCAAUAAAAAUUCAUUGCAUAUAUCGGAUUUUUUAUAACGGAUUUCGCCUAUUUCGGACAAAAUCUCCAGUCCCGUUCCAAUGCCUUUCCAUUAAAUUUCCCUCGCAUAUAUCGGAUGGCCGCAUCGUGGCGCUCCGAUUCGCCGAAUGGUGACAGGCCGCUAUACGACGUCAUUUGCAGCGUUUGCAGCGUUGCCUGCGCGUCCAGGUACAUUGGAAACAUAGUCAAGGAAGUGCCUUUUUAUAACGGAUAAAAUCCCAUUUACGCAUAUACCGGAUAUAAAUCCGAUAUAUGCGUAAAACGGACAUUUUCCGGUAUACGCAUAUAUUUCGCUUAUAUCGGACAAAACCAGUGGGAACAAUUGAAUCCGAUAUAUCCGAGGUUUACUGUACUUUUUAUUACAAUAUGAAAAUAUUCAUUGGGGAAAAAAAAUGGACACAAAAUUUGUAUCAUUGCUUUUAUUUUCUGUUGUUUUCAACAUUUAAAAAAAAAAAAAAAAGUGUUAUUACCACAAUAAAAAAUACAAACAUGGUUCCGCUGUCUCGUGUACAAAGCGCAGCCGCCCUUGAGGUCUGUAAAAGUGUGUGUGUGUGUGUGUGUGCGGUCAGUAGAUGUCUUGAACGUUGCCGCGCUGAGCCGACGUGCCGUGGGCCACGGUGACGCUGUAACAGUAGAGCAGGUCGGUCAGCCAUUGCUCCCUGGUCGCGCCGCGGGAGUACCUCUGUAACGCACACAAGACAUGUCACACUUUAGCAUCGAGGAGGCUAACGCCGUACGUGUCCACCCGAAUAUAAGACCAACCUCACUUAGCAUCACAUAGCCUAAAACCGUACGUACGUAUCCACCCGAAUAUAAGACGAACCAUACACAUUUUUUUAGCAUUGAAUUAAGUGGGCUCCGGUUUCCUCCCACAUUCCAAAAAAAAACAUGCUAGGUUAAUUAGCGACUCCAAAUUGUCCAUAGGUAUGAAUGUGAGUGUGAAUGGUUGUUUGUCUAUAUGUGCCCUGUGAUUGGCUGGCCACCAGUCCAGGGUGUACCCCGCCUCUCGCCCCAAGACAGCUGGGAUAGGCUCCAGCACCCCCCGCAACCCUCGUGAGGAUAAGCGGUAGAAAAUGAAUGAAUGAAUGAAUGUCUUAUUUAUGAUUACAUCUACUAUAUUGGGUCAUAGAAAUGUCAAGGUGACUAUAGGGGUGUUAUUUCAUGUCUGGAGGGCUCUGACAAUGUGAAAAAAAUAUAUCUAGAAUAUCGUGAACAUGAUUUGUGUGGGGAAAAAAUAAGGUAACUUUACAAAAAAAAUGUAUUAAUUAAUUAGCCGAGUGGUUAGUGUGCAGGCCUCACAGUUAAGAGACCCGAGUUCAAUUCCACUCUCGGCCAUGUCUGUGUGGAGUUUGCAUGUUCUCCCCGUGCAUGUGUGGGUUUUCUCCGGGUACUCCGGUUUCCUCCCACAUUCCAAAAACAUGCUAGGUUAAUUAGCGACUCCAAAUUGUCCAUAGGUAUGAAUGUGAGUGUGAAUGGUUGUUUGUCUAUAUGUGCCAUGUGAAACCAUGUGAUCAGUGACGGUAUCCGCCAAUGUCACCCACGGUUGAUCAGAAUCGGUAGCAUGACGGAAACGGGGCUGCCAAUUCGGCAAACGUUCGGCUCAAUGACAAGCCCAUUAUUAGAGCCCUGUAGACAUAAAAUAACACCCCUAUGGUUAAGUGGUUAAGUCAUGAUAGAGGGCCGUAAUAAUGUUAAAAGCGUAUUUACGAGGCCACGAGUACUUUAAUUUGUAAAGAAGAAAUACUCUGAUAAAUAUUCGGGACGGGCGUACGAUAAGUACCGUGAGGUGUUGUAUUAUUUCUUGCAGUAGACCGGUGUUGGCCAUCAUCUGGUUGGUGAGCGGCGUGUGCUGCAGCAGCAUGGUCAACACCCGUCCCAGCUGGGGCAGCUCAUCUUCCGCCAAAUCCCCCACACGUAUCUGCAAAACCAUCCUCAGGAGGCGGGGCACGGUGCUCAGCGCCGUCACGCACGCCGCCCAAACCGCCUCCCUGCAGGAAGAAGCCAAACAAAAAAAAGUGUCAACAACAAGCGCGCUUCCUUUUCGGCGUUUUAACAGACGAUGGGGGACCUUUUGUGGGGGCUGUCGUCGGGCGCCUCCUGCUGCUCGGCGACCAGCUGAGUCAGCAGGCUGAGGCAGCACCGCGACAGGAAGCGCAGUACCAGUUCCAUCGGGAGCAGGGACGGGUCCGUGAGUCUGGAAACGGCUCUUAGCAGACCGGCCGCCAUGCUGUCGGGCACCACCCUCAGCUUAGUCUGCGACACACACACAGUUAGCCGACAACCCCCGAGACCUGAAACCCGUUUUUUUUUUUUUUUUUGGUACUCACCAGGUACUCGUGGACGCCAUUUUGAAUGAUCUCAAAGCACUGAGUCUUGGAACCCAGCGUUUCCAGACGGUGACACACUUCCUGUACGCGGCGAUAAAGUCGAUAUGAAUAGAAACAAACACAACGGCUUUAUUUGAAGUACGUGUUAACCGCAGCACCCCCGGUGACAGCGGCAGCACUCUUGCAGCCCCGGAUCAUGACGCAACCGCCGCCACACGAUUUCCAAUAUAAAGUACCAGCGGUCCGAUUAGGAAAUAUCGCAGAUUCAUCAAUAUAUUACUUUUUUUUAUCUGUGCCCCCCCCCCGUCUCCACGUCUUCCCGCACUCCCAGAUAAUUCCCAGAAUUCCGUCGUCCGUUUUCAUCAUCACCUAAUUAGAUUUUCUCAUUUCAACACGCGCACGCCAACGUUUGUCAUGGCGCCGCACCUGUUGACAUUCUCCCCGUCAUUAGAAACAAUCCCGCCUCAUUAGUCCGACCGCCGUUGACACGGGUCCGUCCCUUAAUGCCGCCCCCCAUCGCGUCCCCCGUCCCUCCUCUUUACCGCCACUCGGCUGUGAUUGACUCCGACAGGCAAAUGAGAGAGGCAGGAUCUGAGGCCAUAAUUGAGGAGCUGAAUUAGUGAUUACAAGCCCCCCCCCCACCCCACACAUGCACACACACCACCCGCCCCGAGGCUUGGCUACGUUAAGUGUAAUUUCAGUGCAGAAAUGUCACGCUCUCAUCACGCCACCGGCUCUCAUUAGAGCUCCAACAUAUCCACCGUGGACGAUAACCGCGCAUCUCCAACCUGCGCCGCGCGAUAAAAGCAGGGGACGCUCUCAGCGCUCUGAGCUCUUAUGUGAAAAUCACAAUAUCAACUUCUCGGUUUUACUCGCCCGUCUUCUCUCACUUGUGGCUGCGCUGAUGUGCGUUGCCGAAACUUUCGAGCCGCGCUCCCGACAUAGAGGAGGUACCCUGAACGCACCUCAGCCACGUCCCAGCGGUGCGUGAACUGCUCCAGCGGGGUGCGGUGAAGCUUCAGGGGCGACAGAGGCGAGGCGGGAACUCUGGCGUCACGGGACGCCUCCAGGCGGGAGAGCUGGUCGCACGAGAAGCCCGUCAGGGUGGAGAACAGGAAGCUGAUGUAGUCCACAUCCUGCAGAGACGCUUCCUGGCUCCCCAGUGACCAGCCACUCAGAGACGACCUGGGGAAAAAAAAAAAAGAAAAGUGCAUUACUGUGUAGCUCAGGGAUGUCCAAAGUCUGGCCUAAGCGGUAGAAAAUGAAUGAAUAAAUAUAUUUGCACGGCGGUCGAGUGGUUAGCGCGCAGACCUCACAGCUAGGAGACUAGGGUUCAAUCCCACGCAUGUUCUCCCCGUGCAUGCGUGGGUUUACUCCGGGUUUUCCUCCCACAUUCCAAAAAAAAACAUGCUAGGUUAAUUAGCGACUCCAAAUUGUCCAUAGGUAUGAAUGAGAGUGUGAAUGGUUGUUUGUCUAUAUGUGCCCUGUGAUUGGCUGGCCACCGGUCCAGGGUGUACCACGCCCGAAGACAGCUGGGGUAGGCUCCAGCACCCCCCCCCCGACCCUCGUGAGGAUAAGCGGUACAAAAUGACUGAAUUGAAGAAACAACUCAUGUCAAAACAAGUAGGUGGUGGUGGUUGAUCUCCGUGUCACAUGGUAACGUCCAGUGUUCAUUUAUCCGUUUUCAUUCAUCAUUUAUAUAUUUGAAUAUGCUUUCAAAUAGUUUUUCUGCAUGCCACACUAUAAAAAGUUAACACUUUCUGGAACGGAUGAAUUGGAUUUCCAUUAUUUCUUACGGGACAAAUUGAUUCGUUUUGCGGCCAUUUUGGUUAAAGUCAGACCUCCCAGAACAAAUGAAUGAUGCUAACCAAGGUUCCAGCGUCCUUACUUGCGUCAGGUCCGAAUUCGAACAACUCGGAGGCAAACCGCUGUGUUCAACUUUGGAGGUUCCACCAUUCCUCUAUAAUUGACAGGAUUAUGAGGAAACAUUGAUUUACUUAUGAAACGGGGCCCGUGCCCCGAAGCGCAUACGAGCGGCUGCGAGCAACAGCGGCCCCGGCGGCCCGCACACAAACACAGCGUUUGUGAUGAGCAGAAAACUACUAUCCGUCGCCGUGACGACACCGCAUUCCAGCUUCCCAAAAUGAGCUCUUUGUGUCGCCACGCUCUCGUCCCGUUGGACCGAGACGACCCCUAACGCGCUGACACAAGGAACAACUCAGGAUGGAGCGGGCGGCUUUGCUUGGAGUCGGUGGGACAGGGCGCUAGUGCCCUCUCAUGGUGGCAGCGUGGUACUUCACGGGCCGACGUACACGUCAGUAUCAGUGUUAUUUCUACUUCUGCGUUUAGUACAUCUGGAAAAUAGUCGUGAUUUCAGUAUUAGCGUUACCGCCAUGUUUUGGCCCCGGUGGUGUACUCUGCGUGGCGUGCAAAAGCGAUACAAAGAAGCUCACCUCAGGUGUAAAAUGCCAAUCAGCGAGCCGGCAAGACCGGCCGAGAUUCGCCCGGCCGUGCAGCAGCCGCUCAGGUUGGCCAGAAGCGGGCAGGACAUCUUGGGCAGGAAGUAGAGCAGCUGCACCAGUCGCUGCUGGGACUCUGCCGGCAAAAGAACCACAGCGCCUUCCUGUGGAUCUUCGGGGAGAUACAAGACAGAUUUUUGUCAUUUUGCACCGCACCCUCUUUUUGGUCAAUUUAAAAUUUGUGCUGUGGGAGCAUUACCCCACAGACAGUUAUUGGGUAAUUACAGUGGAACCUUGGUUAGCGUCGUUCACUUAUUCCAGAAGGUCAGACUCUAACCGAAACGGACGCUAACCACAUCAAAUUUUGCCAUAAGAAAUAAUGUAAAUUCAAUUCAUCGGUUCAUCAAC
This is a messenger RNA of Doryrhamphus excisus (bluestripe pipefish), 10940 nucleotides long. The record is from RefSeq and is a predicted model, not a curated record. NCBI's taxonomy places the organism in Eukaryota, Metazoa, Chordata, Actinopteri, Syngnathiformes, Syngnathidae.